AUGGAGCAAGGUUCUACCGCUCCUCCCGACGCUGUGCCUUCGUCGAAACAGCCUCCCCCCGAAAAGCCCGAAGCCGUGAGCCUGCGAACCCAGAUUGUACUGUCCUUUUGGGCUGUCAUCAUCUUUCUGGGACUUCCAGUAUGGUGGCAAACCACCUCGAUCUAUCGUGCGAGCCUGCCAUUGCAGGACAUGCUUAACUGGGCAGAGGGACUCAAUACACCCACAGCGACUCCGUUGCAUCUCUGGCUCUCUGCAGCGGAUCUCCCUUGCUCAGACGUCCAGAAACUGGUACAGGCUACCCAACAAGCCUUGGAUGACCUGAACGAAUACCCAACCCUCCACCAAAGACUUCACCUGGUUGAUCUGGGGCCAGAUGGGCUAGGAGCUGGCGGGAAGAAAGAAAAAAGGGGCGCGAGCUGUGGCGAGGAUCCUGCGUCCCUGAACCACGGAGCACCCGCAUUGCGAGUUUUGCUUGAGCCUACGCAAGAUGGCUUCGCUUUCGCUCUGAAUACUGUUACUGCGACCGCCCGUGCCCGUAUACCUCCUGGUGCUGGAGCAAAUGUUGCCAAACCUCUUGCAGAAACCCUCCAUGCACUUUUCAGAGAAGAACAAAUUGCUGCUGCGCUUCAGACAGUCUCUCUGUCCACCCACAGCCACAACGCACAGGCAUUUCUGAAAACUCAACCCCUCGAUGUCGUCGCCAAAGUCGAAAAGCAGAUCAAUCGAGCAUACAAAUCGUCUCCGCAAUUCCACCUCACCUUCUCUCUCCUCACAGCCAGCGGUGCUCCUGCAAGUUGGGAGAUUGACGAAGCACUCCGGGAUCACAUCGAGCCUCUUGUCCAAGCACUCUCAUCCAUUGCUGACUUCGAGAUCACGACCCAGGUGCAACUCUAUUCGACCCUGCCUCCCGCUAUACAGCCCAUUUAUCGAGAAGGACAUAACGGCUCUUUUCUCCAAAAGAAUGAUCUGACCGCCUUUGUGAAUUCCGCAGAGUGGCCUUUGGCGCCGUCGAUUGGGGAUGGACCUACGCUCAAUUUCAUCCUCUAUGUUCCGGCCAAGGAUCAGAUACCGUUGAAUAUCGAAGGCGUCGAUGAAAAUUCAUGGCUGAUUCCUCAGUGGGGUGGAAUACGGAUUCUCAAUCCACCUCUGCGCCCGCACCCUGUGCACGGAAACGUGAUACCUGCUCAUGUCACUCAAGAGCUGUUACGUCUACCGUUCGAGACGUUUGCUUCGCAAUUACUGUCGCUGCUAGGUGUCUUACAUCCGGAUGAUUCGGCUCAAUCUCGACCACUUCAGCUACGACUCGACGCCUACAAACGCCUGUCAGCUCUCUCUCUGUACCUCCAUGCUGCCUCAAGUCUGGGAUCAUUAGCUCGACUGGCUCAACACCUCAGCAACAUUCCGAUCCCGAGACACGUCGCUCAAUUAGUGGACGACUCGAUAGCUAACCUCAAAGCGUGUUGCGACUUCUCGCUCGAAGGUAGAUUUGAGCUGGCCCUCACUCAUGCAAAAACGGCGUUCAAAGACAGCGAAAAGGCCUUUUUCGACAAAUCCAUGGUCGGCCAGGUUUACUUUCCUGACGAGCACAAGAUCGCCGUACUCCUUCCACUGUUGGGUCCUGUCGGAGUUCCGCUGAUUGUGGGCCUCUUGAGGGAAGCCAAACAAUUCCUCUCGAAGCGGCGAGCAGCAAAAGUGUAG
This is a messenger RNA of Fonsecaea multimorphosa CBS 102226, 1698 nucleotides long. RefSeq lists its product as uncharacterized. The coding region runs from base 1 to 1698 and encodes 565 amino acids. The record is from RefSeq and is a predicted model, not a curated record. The transcript has 2 exons. Gene Ontology annotation, biological process: attachment of GPI anchor to protein. Gene Ontology annotation, cellular component: GPI-anchor transamidase complex. Lineage: Eukaryota; Fungi; Ascomycota; Eurotiomycetes; Chaetothyriales; Herpotrichiellaceae.